This is a messenger RNA of Echinococcus granulosus, 2088 nucleotides long. RefSeq names its product mRNA-capping enzyme. Lineage: Eukaryota; Metazoa; Platyhelminthes; Cestoda; Cyclophyllidea; Taeniidae. Gene Ontology annotation, molecular function: protein tyrosine/serine/threonine phosphatase activity; mRNA 5'-triphosphate monophosphatase activity; mRNA guanylyltransferase activity. Gene Ontology annotation, biological process: 7-methylguanosine mRNA capping; protein dephosphorylation. The record is from RefSeq and is a predicted model, not a curated record. The coding region runs from base 1 to 2088 and encodes 695 amino acids. The transcript is spliced from 7 exons.
AUGAGUACCCGCCGAGGUCUCUUCUUCCCUCCGAGAUGGCUAAAGUGCCCUCGUGUGGGAGGCCUUCUCGUUGAUCUGUUUAUUCCUUUCAAAACUCCUCUUGAUCAUAAGUACACCGACUUCAUUCCUUCCGAUGAAAUUUUUGAUCCAGACAGUCUGUUCGAUUAUAUCAAACCGUACCAGCUUGGUCUUGUCUUUGAUCUUACCAAAUCCACCCGCUUUUACCAUCGGAAAGAGAUAGAGGAGCACGGUUGCGCUUAUGUGAAAAUUGCUUGUAAGGGCAACGAGGAGUGUCCGACAGAAGAACAGGUGAAUCUUUUCAUUGGCGUAGUGAACAAUUUCGUGUCAAAGAACAAGGAAAAUGGAAAAAAGAUUGGCGUUCAUUGCACUCACGGCUUCAAUCGAACGGGCUUUAUGAUUGUGGCUUACCUUGUUCUCGAAUGCAACUACAGGCGAGUUCACGCUUUGGAACUUGCUCUGAAGCUAUUUUCAGAUGCUCGCCCUCCGGGGAUCUACAAGGCGGACUAUCUCAUGGAGCUUUACAAACGAUUCGAUGAUCCUGACGAUUGUCCUCCUGCCCCGGAACUCCCUGACUGGUGCUAUGAAGAAACCUUUGAAAGUGCCUACUCUUCUGCACCUUCGAGGAAGCGCAAACAUCCAGAUGGUCCACAAAAACACAAUAAUGACGUCGACGACGGAAAUGAUGGUGAGGAUAUCACCGCUGGUAGCGGUAACGAAGACGGUAUAGUCUCCGUCUCUUCCAACUCUACCUUCACUACGCGCCUGCCGCCAACACCGCCAGGCCAACCCAAGCUGAUGGAGGAUGUGAUAGACGUGGAAACCCUCGAUCAGGCCUCCGAGGAAGCACAUCUCGUCCGCACCGUAGUCGACUACCUCAUCAAGCUGGGCGGUGUUUGGCUUCGCAGCGAGGGUACAGACCAAGAACCUCUGCAUCCUCCCGUCUCCAGUCUUUCUGAGGUCAUCCGCCGCGAGCCCCUCAGUCUCCCGCUUAACUGUGAUUCUACACUCCGUUUUCGUGGCAGCCAACCCGUCUCCAUGACUCGUCGCAACGCUCGUCUCAUUGUAGACAACCCCUAUGUGGUGACCUACAAGUCAGAUGGGACUCGUUAUCUCAUGCUCAUUCACGGUCCUCGGCGAGUCUAUCUCAUCGAUCGGGGCAAUUUUGUCUACAAGGUGGGGUGCUUAGAGUUCCCCACGGUUUCGUGGUUACAGAAGGCGUUGAAGGCCCGGCAGAACAAUACUGCUCCAUCUGAUUUCAUGACCGAACCAGGCGGGCAUCUGGUGAACACCCUGUUGGACGGUGAGCUCGUGGCCUUCGAUAACACUCCCGAUAGGCCGAUUAAGUUCCUGGUCUUCGAUGCCGUGGUAAUCCAGGGCUAUCCUUGUGGCAGGGAGCCAUUCGCGAGUCGAUUAAAUUAUAUUGAGAGGUUCAUCAUUCGGCCCAGGAAUGAUGCAGGGCACAAGGAGUUGGUAAAUUUCACCAAACAGACGUUCUCUGUGCGAAAGAAAAUCUUUUACCCGUUGGGUUAUGUUCCCAAGCUUAUCAUUCCUAACCGAGAAGAGUUGCAGCAUGAGACUGAUGGAUUGAUCUUCCAGCCAGCAGGACCACAGGACGCCUACGUGUUGGGUACCUGCAAUGAGACGCUGAAGUGGAAACCGCCGGAAUUGAAUACCAUUGACUUUCGCUGUCGCAUCCACUUUCACACUGCGCUUGCAGAGGUGAGCCGGUAUGUGGGGGAGUUGUAUUUGAGCGGCUCCUCGGUGCCAAGCGCACAUUUGGCGCGUGUGACCUCGCAGGACCAGGACCUCAAUGGUAAGAUUGUGGAGUGCUAUGUGGACCCCACCAUCCAGGGUUGGAAGGUGCUGCGGGUGCGUACCGACAAGACCGAGCCCAAUCAUCUCUCCGUCGGCCGGCUGAUAAUGGAGAGUAUCCUGUAUCCCGUGAAAGCGGAUGACGUGAUCAGAUUGGUUUCCAUGCAGCGUCAAGCCUGCAUGCGCGAAAAGGAGGGGCUUGCGAGGCAGGAAGGUGCAGUGCCUGGCACUUCCCGCGAUGCUCCUAUCCCCUAG